UUCAUCCGCAGGUCUCUGUGUUAUUAUUACGCACCGCUUUAGUGAAUCAGCCGGGCGAUUAUUCACUGGAUUACUUUCAAAAUAUACCCUGUUAAGGACUAACUCUACUGGGAAAUUGUGUUUUGACAGUUCUUUACUGCCUCCGCGGAAACAUUCAACAGAGUGCGAAAUAAUGUGUGACUUCAGAUUGGACCAAGUGACCCCUCUGUCAUCAGGCUACCGGCGCCUAAAGAGGCAGGUUGCGUUGGAGCUGUUUGAAGACCCCAUGUCUCUAUUCUCUGGGUUUUACCCAUUAGUGCAGGAGGAACAGGCAGCUCAGGAAGUCCCAUCUGGUUUGGAGUGUGUUCCACAAGACCUGGGACUAUGCUCUGUACCGCUGCUGACUCCCUGCAGCAAAGCAGUGAUGAGCCAAGCACUGAAAGACAGUUUUAAUGGAUUCAGCAAAGUCCAAUGCAUCUGGGGUAUCUCAAACAAUCCAUUUAAAUGGAACAAGCAUCAUGUCCAACAGUGGCUGCACUGGGCUGCUGGUGAAUUCAGCCUCACCAAUGUGAACUACUUCAAGUUUGAUAUGAGCGGCCAGGAGUUGUGUGACCUGGGAAAAGACGGUUUUUUGGAAUUAGCUCCAGAUUUCGUGGGCGAUAUUCUUUGGGAGCACCUAGAACAGAUGAUGAGAGGUUUCAGUGUGGAGGACACACAGUAUGCGCUUCAGUCCACAGAGAACACUAGCAGCCUCCUAAGGGAGUUAUUUGAGGCCCCGGAUAGUCCCACCCCUCUGAUCUCUGAGCCAGACUUCUCCAUGUUCCCAAAACCUCAACUGAGCACGGUGAACGUCAGCUACAUCAAUCAGGAAUUCCCAACUAGCAAAGCACAGCCACACCUUAACACACACUUUUCAUCCCAUGAGCAGACCUCUGUUGAAAGUGCGGACAGUUUGGAGGGAACUGAGCGUGUCCUGCACUCAUGGGGCAGUCAGUCAUCCCUGGCCGACACCCAGCGUGUGCCAUCUUAUGACAGUUUUGAUGACGAGUACAGCGCAAUGCCGCUGAGCCUGGGCAAGCAAGGCCUGUCCUUUAAAGACUAUGUACAAGAGAGAAACGAGCCGCUGGAGCAGGGCAAACCUGUCAUCCCUGCCGCUGUGCUUGCUGGAUUCACUGGAAGUGGCCCUAUUCAGCUGUGGCAGUUUCUGCUGGAGCUCCUGACAGAUACAACCUGUCAAGGCAUCAUUAGCUGGACUGGAGAUGGCUGGGAGUUCAAACUCACUGACCCUGAUGAGGUGGCACGCCGCUGGGGCCGCCGCAAGAACAAGCCCAAGAUGAACUAUGAGAAGCUAAGCCGUGGCCUGCGCUACUACUACGACAAGAACAUUAUCCACAAAACAGCUGGAAAACGCUACGUCUAUCGCUUUGUUUGUGACCUCCAGAACCUCCUGGGCUACGCUGCAGAAGAGUUGCAUGGCAUGUUGGGGGUGCAGCCAGACACAGAGGAUUGAACCCAGCAAAAUGCCUUCAUGAGUGGUGUGUUUGAUAGAGAUGGGGAAGUGACCCCCGUUGUCCACUGUUACAGACGGGCUCUUUAAAAGGUCUGUGUCCUGAAUGAUGGCAGUUACGCAGCUGCACUUCAAGCCUCCACACUGGCUGCACUAGAAAACGUGCAAUUUUCUCUGUUUGGUCUGGAGCAGGACUCAGCUCUCAAUCUUUACAAUGGCCACACUUCGGAAAGACAGGAAUUCUGAAAGUGAGCGGACAUCUGGUUCAAAGAUUCUCAUGCUUUAUACACAGAUACAAAAUUCUAUUUAAAAACAAUGUACGUUUCUUCAGAGCUGGUCAGGGGUGUGUUUAGACUAGAAGAGAAGUGUACAGAGAAGCUUUUACAGAAUGCGUUUGUCGGCAGAGAGAACGGGCUGCCUGUGUAGCACGCUGUAUUGAGACUGUUGUUAUAUAACACAUGCUGUUGCCUUUACUGAUUUGCAAAGUGCUUUAAACUCCAGACUUGCACGCUUCCUUUGUUACUAGAGAGCCAUCCAGCAUAUCAGCCAAGUAUAAACCUGUAGGUCUGUGUGCUUUUCUUCUUGCAGUUUUACUCAGAUGUGUAUUUCCAAUAGACUAUGAUUGUAAAUGAAAUACAGUGUAUAAUUUAUUUGAGCUUUUGCGAUUGCAGCCGCUGUAAUGAGCACAUUUUGUAUCUGGGUAAUUAAUUAUUUUUUUUGCAAACGCCAAAGUGACAUUCCAAUGUCAGUAUUUAAUUUCAUUCCAGGAAAUCUUGCAUUAAGGUUAAUAGCGUUGGUGGGAAACUUGCCUACAAAGAUUUAUAUCAGAUUUUGAAAUAGCAGCAGAACAUUUUCUUGUUUUUUUUGUUGUUUUGUUUUGUUUUUUAAUAAUAACUAAACUAUACUGUACAUUCUAUCGAAAUGGGACGUUUACUGUAAGUUUUAUUUAUCUUUGUACAUGUCUGAAUGUAUUUAGCUCUAUUUAUUUAAAUCAAAGCCAUACAGGCACUCAGAGGAUUCUCCAAAUCAUGAUCAUUAAAUUUUCUUUGUGGUUAGUUCUCUUAUGUGUAUAUAAUAUCUUGAUAACUAUAAUUGUGUUGGAUCUAUUUAAUUGCUGUUUUUAGCAUUACUGAAUAUAAGCAGUAAAGGAAACUGAUAAGAUGCCGGAUAUAAAAAAAAAAAUCUAAAUUAAAAAAAGUGACACUUUCAUGGAGGGGAUUGUGUCCCAACCUUAACUACUCACAAACCUUUUGUACGAAAGCUUUAUGUGAAGAAAGUUAAAAUUAGGUUGUGUUGCUAUUUGAACAUGUUUUGUGAAACUGCAUUUAGCUUUUACACAAAUAUCGAUGUCUUGUAUGUUUAUAAAAUUAUUUUUCUACAUAAAUCCUUUGUGGUAUGUUGUUUUACAGUAUUUUAUGGGUUGUGUACUUGUUUGGUACAACAUAUCAAAUACAGCUUUUACAGAAAGAGAGGGAACGAAAGAAAAAGCAAUAUGAAGCCAUCUGCUCAUAUACAUGGUAAAAGCUGAUCUGGGAAUUUUUUUUUAAUUUUAUUUAUUUAGUUAGUUUUACAUAUAGAAAGGGAAGAGCUGAUCCUGGAGCUAAAUAGAUUGAAAACUGAUCUGAGAAAAACAGUGUAUAGGCAGAGAGAGGUGUAGUACUUCUUGUGAGAAAACUAGACCAACAACAGGCAUAAGUCAAGACUUCAGUCACACAACUGAAAUGUUGAGAAUGAAAAGUUUGCACCCUAGAACUGAACAGAAUAAUGAAAUGAAAAGUGUUUAAAUAUCUCUAAUUUUGGGACAAAGUCUAUCAUUGCUGGAAACAGUGAUUAAACUUUCACGUGUCCCUUUCGCUCACUGCUGUUCAGAUUACAUUAUAGUGUACACUUUGGCAGUCAGAACAUACUGUAUGUAUCACUGAUGACACUUUUGCUGAUGUGAAAUAAAUGUUUUUAAAUGA
This is a messenger RNA of Tachysurus vachellii, 3447 nucleotides long. It is a transcript of the gene ets2, whose product is annotated as v-ets avian erythroblastosis virus E26 oncogene homolog 2. NCBI's taxonomy places the organism in Eukaryota, Metazoa, Chordata, Actinopteri, Siluriformes, Bagridae. The record is from RefSeq and is a predicted model, not a curated record. Gene Ontology annotation, molecular function: sequence-specific DNA binding; DNA-binding transcription factor activity, RNA polymerase II-specific. The transcript is spliced from 9 exons. The coding region runs from base 173 to 1489 and encodes 438 amino acids. Gene Ontology annotation, biological process: regulation of transcription by RNA polymerase II; cell differentiation. Gene Ontology annotation, cellular component: nucleus.